UUUUCUUCACUUUUUCCCUGACGAAUUUUGAAUGCUCCCUAACAGUAAACACGACAUAAGAGUGACUUUGCUUUGAGCCCCGACGUCCCCACCUCGAAAAAUGGAACUAUCGGCAAUAAUGUCGCCGGCGAAUUACCUAGAAAAAAAUUCCAGUUAUUCUCAAGCAAUUAAUCUCACAAAUCGCCGCCAAAUAGUUCACAGUAGCAAAUUAAAAUACGUUCGAACAACUUCCCCUUCUUUGAAAUUACCCCCAGUGACUACGGAUUGCGACAAUGCAGAAGUCAUCGGUGCAAGAGAGCGCAGAGGGAAGGAAUGGAUUCACUUUGUCGGCGUCGGAGGUUGCGGUUUGUCCGCUCUCGCCAUGCUUGCUCUCAAACAAGGUUAUGAGGUCAGUGGUUCUGAUAUGAUGUGGAGCGAUGCCAUGGACGCAUUGCGAGAAGCAGGUGCCCGAGUGUAUAUAGGCCAUUCUGAGCUUAACUUGAGAAAGAAUAAUGGGUUGGUGCCUGAUGCCCUUAUUGUGUCAAGUGCGAUUCGUGGGGGCAAUGUGGAGAUUUUACAUGCCGAGUCUGUUGGAAUACCUGUGUACAAGCGAGGAGCUUGGUUGGGUAGGAUCACCAAAGGUUACAACCUCAUUGCUGUCAGCGGGAGCCAUGGGAAGACUACCACCGCUAGUAUGCUUGCUUAUGUAUUAGAUGCAAUGGGGGAUGAUCUUACAGCUGUAAUUGGGGCUCGGGUACCACAGCUAGCUGAAAGAAACAUCAUCUUUGGAACUGGUUGCAACUUUGUACUGGAGGCUGAUGAAUAUGACUCUUGCUUCCUUGGAGUAACACCUCAAAUAGCUGUGGUAACAAAUGUAGAUUGGGAACAUGUAGACAUGUUUCAAGACGAGGAAGCAGUUAAAACUAUUUUCAGGAAGUUCAUAGGGCAGAUAAGGGCUGGAGGACAUUUAAUUUUAUGCGGUGAUAGUCCGGUUGCAUGUUCUUUGGUCAACAAAAUGGGCUCAGGCUCUGCUCUUCCAGUUCUUCGCAAUGAUGCAUUCCAGAUUUCUACUUACGGAAUUUCUAGUUGUAAUGAUUGGCAUGCCUUAUCAAUAUCCCCAAACUCUUGUGGGGGUAGUGACUAUCAGCUGCUUCACAAGGGACAUCAUAUUGCAGACAUCAGCCUACAAAUGCCUGGAGUCCACAAUGUUCUUAAUUCAUUAGCAGUCAUUGCAACAAUCAAUGCUCUUUCUACGGAUGAGAAAAACUUUCUCAGUUCCAUUGCUUCUUUGAAAUUACGCUUGCAAAAUUUUGAAGGUGUUUCUAGACGUUUUGAGAGGAUAGGUACAGUCCGUGGGUGCCAUAUAUAUGAUGACUAUGCUCAUCAUCCCACCGAGAUUCAAGCUACUCUUCAAGCAGCACGCCAGAGGUUUACAUUUCAAGAACUUGUAGUAAUAUUUCAGCCUCAUACAUACAGUCGUUUAGCAGCAUUGAAAGACGACUUUGCUAUUGCAUUCACUAAUGCGGACAGGGUUGUGAUAACAGAGAUUUAUGAAGCCAGAGAAACAAAUCUGUGGAAGAUCAAUGGACACGAUCUUGCAGCAUCUAUAGUUGGCCCACCAUCUGAGUUUGUCCCUUCCCUGAUACAGGUGUUGGAAAUGCUGGUUGUUCAUAUAUCCAAGGAUCCCGAUCAUGAAACUGUCAUCAUGACCCUAGGAGCAGGAGACAUAACUUCAGUGGGUCGUAAACUCCUAAUUGAAUUGCAGCACAGAUUACUAUAAUAUACUGCAUCACGAGAUUGGCAGCAAACUCAAGACGUUUAUAGCCUUUACAUAUAAUUGGCUAAAUUUGAAGCCAAGGUUCCUAGAAUUGUAGCACAUUCAUCUGCACUAAAUAUAUGGCGGCAAGCCUGACCUCAUGAUAGAAGAUCUCGUCAUGCAGAUAUGAAGAUCAUAAUGUUCAACUGCUUGAGAUGUUUGCAUCCAUUGAUUGCUUUCUCUACUGCAGCAAAUUCACCACUCUGGGAACAGACCUGGUCAAUGAUACAGAAGGCAUGGAGUAAGAAAGCACUGAGUUGCACCCCAAUAGUAUUUCUUGAGCUCUAUCAGUUCACCUCCCAGCAUCACUGAUCAUCUUGAUUCUUGACUAUGCAUAUUGGUAGCAGUACAGUUCCUCCCUUUAUGGACUGCCUCUUUAGCUUAGCAAUCAUGUGGAUCUUGUGAAGGAUAUAAGAGAAUUUUCGAAUGUUUAGAGGAUGGCUAUUUACACUCAAAGUAUAUCCCCUCAUUUCUAGUUUCUUGUUGGUGCAUUUAUGAAUACAGAAGAUAGCUCGUCCUUUAUAGAGAAUCAUAGUGUUGUAGGUCCUCUACUGUUGAUUAAUUGCUAGGUUAAGGAGAUCCAAAUUUUUAAUAGAAGUAAUUGUCUUGGCAAAAAAAUGAUCACCAUUCACAUGAUUGGCUUCUUUUUGUAGAGCAGGGGUACAAUAUUGUUGUGCACUGUAAUCAAUUCUAUUCAAUGCUUAUGGAAGUUCAACCAGAUUCCAUUUCGAUUGA
Solanum lycopersicum (tomato) is the source of this 2530-nucleotide messenger RNA. RefSeq lists its product as uncharacterized. Gene Ontology annotation, biological process: biosynthetic process. The record is from RefSeq and is a predicted model, not a curated record. Gene Ontology annotation, molecular function: UDP-N-acetylmuramate-L-alanine ligase activity; ATP binding. Lineage: Eukaryota; Viridiplantae; Streptophyta; Magnoliopsida; Solanales; Solanaceae.